AUGCCUGCUCCAAAUACUCGCAUGUCCGUGGUUGAUGAUGUGGUCAUUCCCGCCCAUUUGCUGGCUACCACAACGCCAUCGAGUCAUCUGUGGAACAGCUCGCACUGUGAUCCAUUGGAGCAGGGACCUGUUCAGCAGGCAAUUCAGACAGCUGUAUUUGAAAGGGAGUUUGGACGUCUGCGCCGCUCAGCGACUGUUGGCGGAGACCAACCCCCGAAACUCAGAACAAUUGCCAACAUUCGACGUCUGAGCGAGCCGCUGAGCGUAUCCGAAUUGAGCAGCAUUACUGAAGUUCAGUCACCAUGUGUCUCCCCGCGUCCGGAUUUCAAUGCCUCUGCUGAGUGCGUUGGCGAACCAGUCUCCGGAUCCCGAGAUGGCGUAUGGCCUCUUCCCCCACGUCCGCAAAGCUACCGAAUCUCUCGCAUCGAAACCGGGUCUCGACCCCAGACAGGACGACAAGCCGCACGACACAGCAUCUAUGACAUCUACCAGGAAGCCAAAGAAAGGCGGGUCGCAUUGCAAAGGAAAUACUGGGUUCAGGUGCUGUUCGAAUAUGCUGUCUAUCUGAUCCUGAUAGCAUUCAUCUACUUUGUCCUCAUUGGCAUUCCACUCUGGAAAGGCGCGGUCUGGUGGCUUUAUUACGUGGUGCGCUUUGAGUUUGUGAUUCACGGCGGUUGGGCGAUUACAAUAGGUGUGGCCUUCGUCUAUGCCUUCGGACCCUUGUUUGUUUCUUUCGAAAAGGAUCCUCCUGCAGUGCUGGAGAAGCUCGAAGGUGCCAAGUUAGAGCACAACCGAAAGACAGCCCAGGACACAGCCCUACUGAUUCCCUGUUACAAGUCGGCAAAUAUCAUUGGGCCUACCUUGGAAGCAGCCCUCCGCAUUUUCCCACCCCAGAAUAUAUUCGUGAUUGCCAACGGAAACGCCCCGGAGCCACUCGACAACACUGAAGAAAUGUGUCGUCCGUACGGAGUGAACCAUCUGUGGUGUCCGGUCGGAAGCAAGAUCAUCGCCCAGUUUGUGGGCUGUUACGCGGCCAAGCACUUUCCAAACGUGUUGCUGAUCGACGAUGAUUGCGCUCUGCCGGCCAAUUUUCCGGUAGUGAGUGACCGAUUGAAGGGACGCGUACAGUGCAUCGGGUAUACUAUCAAGAGUGUCGGGCCGGCGUCGUCGCGAGGGACCUUUUGCCAGCAGGCACAGGACUUGGAGUACAAGAUCUCGGGGCUGCAGCGCGCCUUCGCGGGGCUUCUGGGGAGUGCUACUUUCCCGCACGGUGCCAUCUCCUUGUGGCGGACCGACUUCCUCAAGCAGACCUUCCAUGAUCAUCCCGGCUUCUCCGUGUCGGAGGACUGGUUCUUCGGGGACAGCUGUCGCCGGCUGGGCGGGCGCAUCACCAUGUGCUCGGCGGUGUUUGUCGAGACUGAAACUCCGUCGGCGGUAUUCUUCAGCGGUGGUGGUUCUCGCGGAGGGUUUGGCGAAAUGACCAUCUUCAAACAACGCUUCAUGCGUUGGAACUUCUUCUUCGUCAACGGGAUGUACUUCAAUAUGAAGUAUAUCCUGUGUAAUUGGAACCUAGGCUGGUGGGAGCUUGGGGCCAAAUUGUUUGUCUUUCAGGAGGUCUACGAGACGCUUCUCUAUCUUGUGGCGCCCUUUAUGCUGCCUAUCUCCUUCGCCGUGCGGCCGGCCUUCUGCGGGAUCAUGCUGGGCGCCACCAACGGCUUAUACUUGCUCAAUGUUGUCCUCUUCAACCUCAUUCACCUGCGCAAGAAGAAAGAGCCUGUCAGCUGGACUUGCUUACUUGUCUACUACAUGCCCUACAAGAUUGUCUUGUUUCUGAUCAAUGUGGCCAGUUGCUACUGGUCGUUGUUCAAGUAUGCCCGCUACUUUGCUAAUCGUCAUCUCAAGGUGAUCGAGGAUGACAAGGCGGUCGAAGUAGUCCUUCGUCUCGAGGAGAUGCCUCUUAUGCCCACGGAACAAACGAAGAAGCUCCCUGGGUUGGGAAGGAGUUUCUCAGUCACGAAGGUGAGGGCUCGGCGGCCCACGAAUGCCUCGCAGCAGCCUUCGGUCAGCAUACGGGCUUCUGUGGUUGGUGUGGAUGGUAAUUGGAUUUAG
Aspergillus uvarum CBS 121591 is the source of this 2109-nucleotide messenger RNA. RefSeq lists its product as uncharacterized. The coding region runs from base 1 to 2109 and encodes 702 amino acids. The record is from RefSeq and is a predicted model, not a curated record. The transcript has 4 exons. NCBI's taxonomy places the organism in Eukaryota, Fungi, Ascomycota, Eurotiomycetes, Eurotiales, Aspergillaceae.